Ophidiomyces ophidiicola is the source of this 1620-nucleotide messenger RNA. RefSeq lists its product as uncharacterized. Lineage: Eukaryota; Fungi; Ascomycota; Eurotiomycetes; Onygenales; Onygenaceae. The record is from RefSeq and is a predicted model, not a curated record. The transcript has a single exon. The coding region runs from base 1 to 1620 and encodes 539 amino acids.
AUGGGCGGCCUCAAGAAGCUCCUCGCCGUCGACCACCCCCCGUGCCUGGCUCCCGCCGCCACCGCCGCGCCCGCCGGCCCGCCGGCCCUCGACCCGGCCCUGCUGCUCGACAGGCGCUGCUGCUGCUGCCGCCGCCGUCGUCGCCCGCGCCCCAGCCAGCUCUCCCAGCACCCCCAGCCUCAGUACCAGCACCAGCACCAGCUCCAGCACCAGCUCCAGCACCCGCCGCCCGCACCCUGCCCGCGCCGUGCCAGCCGCCAUGUCGACGUGCUCGACGCCCUCCUCGCGCCGCCCGUCACCGCCGCCGCCGCCGCCGCCGUGCUGUACAACGAGCACAUCGCCGACCGCAACCUCCAGCGCCAGCGCCAGCGCCAGCCGCGACCCGCCGGUGCUGCUCCCAGGGCGUCCAGGACCAGACAGCCGCCACAGCUCCCGGACGAAGCCGCAGACACACUGAAGCCCGCCGCCGGCCGCGAGACCACCACGCAGUACGACUUCCCGCUGCCUCCGCGCCCGCGCUCCUUUGCCGCGCGCAAGAACCGCCACGACCUCUCCAUCGACCUCGACCGCGCCGCCCCGCGCUCCGGCUUCGUCAAGCUGGCCACCCAGCCCGCCGCGGCCCCAGCGCACGAUGCCCCCCGCCGCCGCCACGCCGACCGCGACCUCGUCAGCAGCCCCGUGUCGGUCGCCAGCCACGCGCCGUCGCUGAAGAUGCCCGCCGCCGAGGUGCAGGAGAUCAUGAACCUGUUCAAGCAGGCCUACGAGUCCCUGCACUCCCUCGACGCCCACCCCACCUUCGAGACGCUGCAGGACGCCAUCAUCCGCGAAAUCAACUCGCACGACGCCUUCCGCCACAUCCAGUCCGACGACGACGACGACGACGACGAUGACACCGCCGUGCCCUCGCUCUCGCCCUCGCCCUCGCCCGCGUCGCUGCUGGAGGAUCAUCGUGCCCGACCGUCUGUCGACCGCGGGAUCGCCACCCCACCCAGCCGGAAUUUCUCCCGCAAGGAAAAACACCUCUCGUUCAGGGCACGAAAGCUUAUGCGCGACUCGCCGACGCCGCGCGAGCUGUCCAUCCCUGCUCUCAAAGGAUUAGAGUCGGACCCGGCCUACUACUACGACCACGACCGCGCCCGCCCGCGCCCACACCACACCACGUACCCCCUGGCCCGCCCGUCCCUCGACACCACCAACGUCGUGGUCGUCGCCGAGCCGCCGCAGUAUUACGACCCUGGCCAUCCUCGCCAUCGCCCGCCGCCGCCGCCGCCGAGCCGGCGCUCCCUCGACACGCAGAAACGUCUCUCCAAAGCCACCUCCACCACCACGACGACGACGACGACCACGGCCGUCGACACCCCCGAUUCGUCGCGCUGGUCCUACCUCCCCAGCAGCGUGUCCAGCCUCGGCCGCAAGCUCUCGCAGUCGCACACCCUGCACACCACCAGCCCCGACCGCCGCGCCAACAAUAAUAAUAAUAAUAAUGCCUGCGUGUCCUCUCCGCCGCGAUACAGAAUCCCCUGCGUCGCUGUACCUCCUGCCGAGAACGCGCCCCAGCCCGCCGCAGCGCUGUGCCGGGGCGAGGACCCGUCGAGCUGGCAACGGUCGCGGGUCUACUAG